Molecule: messenger RNA, 8333 nt
Organism: Leptomonas pyrrhocoris
Lineage: Eukaryota; Euglenozoa; Kinetoplastea; Trypanosomatida; Trypanosomatidae
Exons: 1
Coding region: 894-8333 (2479 amino acids)
Biological process (GO): proteasomal ubiquitin-independent protein catabolic process
Cellular component (GO): cytosol; nucleus
Molecular function (GO): proteasome binding; peptidase activator activity
Source: RefSeq, a predicted model, not a curated record
GCUGCCGCUUUAUCUCCUUUGCUUUCGUUCCCCCUUUUUUUUUACUUCUCCUUGCAGCGCCACGGCGACGAAGCGUGGACGUGUGUCGACGGCAGAAACAGCCAAAAAAUAGUAACCGCGAGUGUAUACCCCUAGUGCGGCCGUCGCCGUGUGUCACGUAGCACCUUCCACGUCGCCACCUACUACUACUCUCUCUGCAUGGGGCACCUGAUCGCACAGCAUCUCAAACAAGCAACCCAACCACAAAAAGGACGUCCUCUCUUCACAGGCGCCCCCACGAUAUAACAGCGUGUGUGAAAGGUGGUAUUUCUGUCAUUGCGCGCAUCACCAUCCUGAAUUAUCACUAUUAUUAUUACUGUCAUCAGUAUUACUUAAAACAGGUUUCCUUUUCGCGUCUCGGGUACUUGUUACUCUUUUCGCCAGUUCUACGAGUCUUGUUGGCGACUCGUAUUCGUGCUGUGGACGGUGACGGACACGGUCUCUCACUUCCUUUCUCAUUUUUGCGUCUGCUGGCAUUCGGCAUUCCCACCUGAACCUCUACCGUUGUUGCCGUGAGUUGUUCCGCGUGAUUUCCGCGCCCCUUGGUUUUUGGGAGGGGGCCUUUUCACAGGGCGAGUUCGGCUCCUUUUUUUUCUAUACACCGUUCUUGUUUUUCAUCUUGUUUCAUCUUGUUUCAUCUUGCUGUUGUUCCUUUUCCGAUACAACACUCCUCCGCGCUUGCGGCGAUCAAACCGGCGGGGGUGUGCUUGUGUGCCUGUGUGUGUGUGCAGGUGGAAGUGGGCUCAUCGGCAUCCACGAACACCAACACAGACGUUAUAAAUAAUAAUACAAAUAGAACGCAUUCAGCGCCGUAGUGCUCUCCGCGAUAGUUUUUUUUCCCGCACCGCCACCGAAUGUCCUCCGCAUCUUCGCACUCCUCGGAGCUGUCCCGCUUCUUCUCAUCGUCCACCUCGUGCGACACGACGGUGGCGGAGCUGUGCGGCGGCGGCGGCUCCGUCAUUGCGGAGCCCAACUCAAAAGCAGGGUGGAGAACUGCCUCGCUGUGCCUCUCGGACAGCAACGGGCAGUCGCAGUCGGGCCGCCUCGAUGCAGAACCGCUGCCCACCACAACCACCAACGAUGACGCCCGCCUCCUUCCGAAGGAGCGCAUUCAUCACUACAUUGACCAGUGCGUGCCCCCCGACUUAAUCGCGCACCAGCGAGCCACUGACGGCCGCGUCGUGGUGCAAUUGUGUGAGGAGCUGCUUCAGUUUGGUGGGCCAGCAGCGUGGGCGGGCCGUCUGCCGUCGAACAUCUUCAGUGGUAGCGUGCACGACGCGCCUGGCGAUGUCGCGAGCAGCGACGGCGAAGCGAGAGCGGUGGGCGAGUUGCCGGCGUGCAUUGCGGCAGCGGCGCUGUACUGCAGCGACGACGUGCCCGCCACAUGGGACGAGGACGUGCGCUGCAAGGUUGCCGACGACGCCGCGCUACCCACCGACACGGUCCCGUGGGGCUCACUGACGCGGCAUCUGCACCAACUCGUUGUUCGAUUAAAUCAACUGAUCACUCGCGAGGGCACGCACUUCCCGUGCUACACCUUGCCCUUUCGCCUGCAGGCGCGUGUGACGCCGGUGCUGUACGGCUGGGCGACGUGCUGGCCGCUGGCGGAGGCGAACGUGCGGUGCUGGGAGUGCGUUGUGAAGGCCUUCCAUGCCGCCUGCGGUGCCCACCAGCCUCCAAGGGAUGAGCUGCCGUCCUCGGCCGUCGAGGUGCCGCCCCCGCGCUCUUCGCCCUCUCCUUUGCUGGAGGAGGCGCCCCCUGACGGCGGCGACACGCGGGUGCGGUGCGCCUUCACGCUCCCGUGGAAACCGCUCGCGGCGCUCUUUUUGGCGGUUCUCGAGCCGGCCAACUCCCGUCUGCCUUCGUGGGUCGCGAUGGUGUCCGCCGUGCGGCGGGAGCUGCCCGCACUGUGCCGCCGCGCCUCUCCCUUCUUCCCCGCCGAGGCCGUGGACGGACUCUGGGGCCUCAUCUGCAGCGACUUGCAGCGCGCGUCCGGCGGCGUGGCGGCCCUUUCGCUGUUCGUCCAGCUCGUGCCGUACCGGCACCUCUGCACGGCCUCCGCAGCGCCGCCCCACCGCAGCGGUAGAGAUGAGGCGAGAGCGGAGGAGGAGGAGGGGAGUAGAGAGGACGGCGAGGAGGCCGUCACGGGCGGUGCACCGCGUCUCACGGACCGCGCACAGCAGAUUCUUCGCUUUUUACUCGUGGAGGCCGCGGCGUGGUCACCGCCAACGCCGCCGAACCCGCCCGUCGCCGCAGGGCCGAAACGGCAGCAGCGGCGGCGGCAGCGCAAACCGCGCUGCUUGUUGAUGCCGUGGCGAACAGCGGUGGUGUUUUUCGCCAGCUCCCUCGCGCGGGCACACCCUUCCGUGGCGGGCCUCGGCGACUACGCGGAGCCCCUCUUCACGGCGUGGCUGACCGCGCUGGCGUUGCCCAUCGGCAGUCCAGCCGGCAUGACCGGGGCCACGGCCGCGGCGGCGGUGUCACGCGUGGUACGUCGACCGGACGCCGCCGCUGCUGCUGCUGCUGGUGUUUUUGCUGCUGCUGUUGGGGGCGGGGGUGGUGGGGGAGGCGGUUCUGGCCAGCGAGGUGCGGCGGAGGUGCGACCAGGCAAGGUCGAGUGGACGGCCGCCCCGUACGCGCGUCUGCUCAGCGCGUUCCCCGACAACGCCGAGUCCCCGCUCUGGCGCCAACUCGAGCGGUGGAUUCGCGCGACGGGCGUGUUAGUGCGUCCGGGCCUGCCGUGCACCCCGGGUAGCGCGACGCAGCGGGUGUGUGAGUGCUACUGCCUGCUGGCGCGUGAGGCGCUGCGACGGGUGCCGAAGGGACACUUCCAAGAAGAGAGGCGCAGCGACCGCCGGCAAGACUCCACCCGCAGCGAUUUCAGUGCGGCGACGAGCGUCAACGCUGAAGUGACGUCGUCCACCGGCCCGCCCCCGCGGUCUGGCCGGUUCUGGUCCCCGCCGACCAUCGACAAGUUCGUCCAGCUCUUCCUGCCCUUGGCGGUGGCUGCAUUUCAGACCCGCGCCCCGUCCUCCACAGGCUUCCUCAUCUCGCUCUUGUACAUGUCCCCCGCGAUAGCGCUGCCGGCGCUGCUGACGUGUGUCGACGCCGGCCUGAACAGCCCGACGGAGGUGUCGGAGCAGCGACGCACGUCGGGGGUGCUGCUGAUGCACGCCAUCGUGACCCUCUUCACUGAGGACGAACGUCUCGCCAGCGAGGUCGGCCAGGCGGCACGCGAGACCGUCGCUGAAUACACCCAGGGCUGCGUCUCGCUGCUGCUUUCGCUGGUCAGCCCGAGCACGCCGGAGAUCGCGUCCUCCGUCCUGACGUUGCUGGGCGUUGCGGUGAGCUACAUUCCCACCCAGAUGCUUAUGCAGUCGUCCUACGAGGCCGAGGCCUUCGGCACGGAGUACGCGUCGCGUGUGAUUCCCCUCUUCACCGAGCGUGGUGCGGAGCGGGGCCGCGCCAGUACACCUACUCAUCAAAAUCAGAUCGAGGCCUUCCUCUACGCCCUGCCCCCCAGUGCGGAGGCCAUGGUAACGAGUGCCGUACUGAGAGAGGCGCACAAUCGCGACCACGGUAAUCGCAUGAGCGCGCUGGUGCGCAUGGUGGCCGUCGUGGCGCCGGCCGAGACGUGGAGGUGUGCGGAGAAGACGUGGCUGCCGGUGCUACACGACCUCUCCGCCAACGACGCGGAAGUUGAGUGGGCCGGCGCACUGCUCGCUGCCUGCGUGUCGGGGCUGGGCGAGCGAGUGCUUGUUCGGGCACACGCCGCCGACAUUAUAAAAGCAGUGCACGUGCAGCUGCGCUUUCUCACGAGCAAGACGCGGCGCGGCGUGGCGGUGCAGCUGACGCAUGCGCUUGUCGCCUCUCUCAUGCGCCCGUGCUGGACGGCGGCGUCGUGUUUUACUGCCCCCAAGUGGCGGCGCGGCGCCGGCAACACCGAGGCCGUAAUCCCCAGCGAGGACAGAACACCGCUCUCGCCGCCGAUGCGGGCGACGUCCAGAGCUGCGAUGCGGAACGGGACGGCAACAGCGGCGCGUGUGCGGGUGGAGUGGCCAGAUGCCGACGAGGAUGUGCGCCUGGCAGCGACGUUCUUCAACGACGCCCUUCGCGACCUCGUGCAGAUCGUGUCGAACGCACAGAACAUUCGUGUGGGCUCCCCUGACGCUGCGGCGGCUCUGGACGCUUCCUCGCUGUCGCGCCGCUUUCUUCUGUGCGCGGACGCCAACAACGUAGCGGCCACGCCGUCCCCUCGCAAGGAGCUGCGCGGCGUGUGCGAGAGUGCGAGCGUCGUCAACCCCCACAGCGUCGUCGAAGGGGCACUGGAGUGGAUGGUGCGGCUGCUAGAGAUAUUCGAGUGGAUCUACGUGGAGCCGUCCCCGUCCGUGGCGAGGACGGCCGCUGUUGAUGCCGUCGUCGCCGCUGCGCGACGGGGCGUUUGCUGGGCUGACCUGAACCCCCGCUCGGCGUGGAGGGCGGUGCGUCUCCCCGCCGACUGCCGUCCGGCACUUUCCCGUGCGGCGCUCUUUGAGGUAGUCUAUACACACCUGUGCCUGCCCCUGAUGGACCACCACGUCCUCACCCCGCUGUCGAAGGCGGGCGUGGAACUGCGUCCACUCUUCCUUGCGCUCCACCCGUCGUUGGACACGACGGUGCCAGCCGCUGCCCAGGAAGGCUCGUCUGCUGGAGUGUGGAAGGAGGACAGCGUGGUGGACUGGAACUGCGUCCGCGGCCUCCUGCGUUGGCUCGUGCUGAGUCAGAUCGACUGUCCGCAGCAGUUCUGGUUGCCGCGCAGUAGCUUCUAUUGGUUUUGGUCCAAGGUAUCGGCGCACAGUCCGUCGUGCCGAUCGCGCAAGAAACUCCCGCUGAGUGGGUGGGCCAGCCGCUCGUUGCAGCUGCACGUGGAGGCGUCGGUGGCUGGGUAUCUGCCGGUGUCGCAGGAGACGCUGUCCCGCACCGUGUCGGUGCUGCAGUGCAUGAGCUUUUCCCCCCACGAGCGGGUCCGUGCCUCUAGCCUGCACCUGCUCCUCGACGACCAGCUGAUCGGCUCGCUGAACGCGGCGUCGUUGGUGCUGCUGGUGCGGCGGCAGGACGCCCUGCUGGCUGCGGUGCUCACACAGUGGAUGUCGCUGCGGGACGAACGCGAGGCUUUGGCGGCAGAGGCGGGGAAGAGCAGCGACGUGACCACACUGCCGCCGCGUACUGUGGCAGCCGAAAUGGGGCGUGUGAGCGCUUCACCCCCACCGUCGUCCGCCGCGGCCCUCCCCUCGGCGCUCCUUCGCGCCUUGCAGGAGUCCACCAGCGGCACUCUCCAGCUCUUCGCCGCCAUGACGCUCCAAAGCCUCUUCACGAAGGCGCCCUGGUGGGGGCUGCGGGCGUGGCGGGUGCUUGUGACCUUCCCCGAGGAGCUGCGCACCAUGUCCACCGCACAACUUCUGCCGUUGAUACAAAAAUCGUCUAAUUCACUCCUCCAGGUUGGUACGACAACGAGUCGGUCCGCGCCGUACAUGGAGGUGCUCCUCCAACUGGCUGGCCGCCUCGUCGCUGCGCACCCGACGCGUACGGUCGUGCUGCUGACUGUGGCGAACCGCCUGUAUUGGCCCUCCCCGCAGCGGUGGGUCUCGCUGCACGCCGUCCGGCUGCUGGCGCGGCUGGCGGAGUCGGUGCACGUGGAGGUGCGGUCAGGCGCCACGAAGCUGCUGAGCGCGAUGGCGGUGCACGUGGCGGUGCGAGAGGUGCGAGUGCCCGUGUACUUGCUGGGGAGUACGCAGCCUGACGAACUGGGGCAGACCCCUUCUUCUUUUCUACUUUCCGCAGGCGGCGUUGACGCGCUCGGCGAGGAGGAAAAGCAAACCCACCACGCCGCCGUCUGUGCGGUGCAGGCUUCGCUGCAGAAGCUGAAGGAUGUGCUGCCUAUGCUGCUGCAGUACGUGCGAGACAAGGGCCAGGCAUUUCCUCUCUGCGUCAUCACGGUGCCGAAGUCGGCCGCGGUUGCCGCCGGCCUUCCGCUGCUCUCGAGCGCCGCCUUAACGGCUCCACACGGCAGCUUCGUGGACAGUCCCAGCUUUGUGAACGCCCUCGCUGGCGAGCUGCCGCCGAACACGCCGGCGUACCGGGCGGGGUGGAGCGAGCUGUUGUUUGGUGCGGCUACCCGUCCUGCGGGCACGCACGACACCCCUGCGACUUCUUCCUCUCCUGCACCGUCGGCAUCACCGCCGUCGUGGGCGCUGCGUGUGCUGACGCUGCCCGUCGAGCGUCCCGUUGCCGGGGCGGCGCCGGAGGCGUUGGCGUUCAGCGUUGUGAACCUCCUUACCUCCGCCCACGACGGGUCGGCCGCCGCCACGCAGCGCGUCGCCGAUUUGCUGACGUGGGCGGAGGAGCAGCUGCAGCGGUGGGUCGAUGCGCAACACACCGCGCACGACCACCACGCUCCGAAGACCGGCGCGUGGCCGUCCACUGAAGAAGCGACCGAAGGGUAUUCGGCGGCUGUUCAAAGAAAAAGUGAUGCCGGCCGAGCCCCCGCAAGACCAGGAAGUGUGGAGGAGGACGAGAUGUACCGCUUAUUUCUCUCCGUGUUGGACGUGGCAAGCGCGGUUGUCCAACUCACUUCGCAGACGGCGCCAGCGGUGCAGGCAGAACCGCACGCCGCCGCAGCCCUCUCUGCGCUUCGCACACGCGCGUUGCGGCUUUUCCUCGCGACCCUGAAGUGCCUGUGCAGCCACGCUGCCGUGCCGCACGCAAUCAUGCAGUCCAUGAUGAUCCUUGGCAUAUCGGCCGUCGGCGGCUUUAUCUCCGUGGAGGAAGCGUGGUGCCUCAUCGAAGGCGUUUCUCAGCACCUGCGGUCGACUCCGGUUGAGGCCGCAACGGCGGUGGGUGACCCCAAAGCCACAUCAGCGAGAGCAGUGGCACUGCAAAAGGCCCCCGAGAACGGCGGCAGCGAUACGUGGUCCCAGCGACAGCUUCGCCGCAUCAGAGUUGUCUUCACUCUCGUGAAGGCCGUGCCGCUCAUCGUCGCGUCUGCGCUGCUCCCUCGUCUUGCUGCCCUCGUGGGCGAGCACGAAGGCGCCUACUUCGUGUCUCCGGCCGAUCAGGUACGGCAGUGCGCCGCCCAAGUCGUUGCUCGUCUCAUCACCAUGGGCUACCUCCACAGCGAGGCCCUGGUGGAGUACAACCAGUGCUACCCCGCUGCCCGGCAGCUUCUCUCUCUCCUCCUCGAUAAGGUGAACGCGCAGGUGUUUCAGGGAAAGCUGUCAUUUACGUCUCCGUUGCAGGGCCGCGGGGCGGCGGCAGAAGAAGCGGAGGCGAGGCCGGCGCUGUCUUCUGCGCCUGCGCCUCUGCCCCUGCCAUCCCCAAGCACGGAGGACCUCGCCCUCCUCUCCACAAUGGCGCUCACCCUUCAGGCGAUCCCGAUCGACACGUAUGUCGACUUCGUGGACGACAUAGUGAUGCUGCUGUGCCGCUGCCUCGACUUGUCUUUUACAAAGAUGCAGCACCUGCACGCUGCGGCGGAGGCGGCCCUGCAGUCCCUCGCUGUAUCGUGGCUACCGAAGGCGCACGCGCAUCGCCUGCUGGAGCAUCUGUGCGCCAUCUGCGUCGGUGCGGUGCCCUACGGUGCGUCGCGCCGCUCCAAGACAGCCUGCACCCGUGCCCUGCGCUUCGUGGUGUUCCGCAACCUGCACCGAAUCGGUAAGUACGCGAUGAUCCUCCGGGUCGGCGACGCCGCGCUCGCCUCGCUGGCGCACCCGAGCGCUGCGGUGCGCAACGAGGGCAGCCAGCUCUUCGCCAUUCUCACGAAGGUGGCGUCGGAGGCGCAGACGCGGGUUGUGGUGCAGGCCAUCGCCUCCGAGUGCCGACAGCUGACGCAGAAGGCGGUCACCAUGACGCCCACCCAACCACCGACGCCGCCGCCACCACACGUGCAGUCGGCACCGGCGCAGCUGUCGGACGUCUCGAGCGGCCCGUCCUCGCCGGAGACAGAGGGGACGCCGAUGAGCCUCUCACGCAGCAACGACCCUUCCCACAACCGUCGCAUCGCGGUGGUGCAGGCGCUGGGGGCGGUGGUGCUGGCAGACCCCGGCACGCCCUCGCCGUACGUACCGAAGCUGAUGCAGGUGCUGGCCUCCUGUGCGCGUGAGGGCAACACCGAGUGUGGCCGCUUUGCGAAGCGCAUCUUUGAGCAGUGGUGGCACGCUCAUCGCGAGGGGUGGGAGCAGGAGUAUAGGAAGUAUUUUACGGCGGAGCAGGUGGAUUCCAUGACAGACCUACUGUUUGCCCCCCGCUACUACGCGUAG